This is a messenger RNA of Lathyrus oleraceus (garden pea), 1685 nucleotides long. RefSeq names its product zinc finger CCCH domain-containing protein 6. The coding region runs from base 106 to 1386 and encodes 426 amino acids. NCBI's taxonomy places the organism in Eukaryota, Viridiplantae, Streptophyta, Magnoliopsida, Fabales, Fabaceae. Gene Ontology annotation, molecular function: metal ion binding. The record is from RefSeq and is a predicted model, not a curated record. The transcript is spliced from 4 exons.
UCUAUAACACUGGACUAGAGUUUACUCUGGUCCUUUCUCUUCCACAACAUAUAUCGAAACGUUCGUUCAUUUUUGGCGACUGUAUAAUAUUUCGGGUGCAAAAAUAUGCGUGGAUUGCAAAAAUCGAAGCGAGUUUCAUGGGCUUCGGAUUUGAAUCUUUGUCAGGUUAGGUUAUUCUUAUCAGAGGAAUCUCCUUCACAAGUUGGGUUGAAUUCUCAAGAUCACCUCCAAGCAAAGAUAUCGUCCGUGUUGCAUCAAGGAGAAGCUGGUUCUGAUGAUAUUUUGCCUCCUGGAUUUGAAGGAACUUGUGCUUCAAGUCAGUUUGACAUUAAGCUGUCCCAAAUACCAAUUAUUAGCUGGGUUAAUCCACCUAAGAUCAUGCUAGAUCUCACAUGGCUUGUGGUGGCUGGGGAAGAAAGCAAAGAGAUAGUUGAUCAACCUCACAGGGAGAUGAGAGUCCUUGAGGCUAUAUAUCCACGGAUAUCUUCCAUUCCUCCAAAUCCUUCUGUUGCACUGAACGUUGAAGAUUCUCAUGACAUGGAUGAGUGCACUGUUGUGAUCCCAAUUACGCCCGUUGAAGACGGGGAUGUGGCAGCAGAAAUAUUAUCUCAUUCCUUGAAACAAUAUGCUGUUUCAAAGUCUCAUGAGUUAUCUCCUGGUAUAGCAGAGAAUUCAAACUCUGCUACAAGUAUGUCUGAUGUAGCUGCUGCAUCUGUUGCUUUAACAAGCAUAGUAAAGAGCAGCGAACACGGUAAUUUGAUUGACCGUGAAUUACUCAAUAACAUUCUCAACAAUCCUGAAGUGAUUGAGAAGUUAGUUAGAGAUUACGGAGUUCAAAAUAAUGUACAAUAUGUACAAAACAUGGGAUCAUCUUCCGGAGUUUUUUCACAUCCUACUAAUCGCAUUAAUCAAGUUGAAACCACUACAACCUCAUCUAAUCCUUUUUUAUCCACUUCUUCCUAUACUCACACAAAUGGUGUUCAAAUGGGGGCAAAUGUUUCUUCUCAAUGGCAUUCUAGGCCUUUAAUGAGUCCAGCUAUUGCUGCUGCUCCUGUUGACCCCCCUUCAACAAAAGAUGUAAACUACUAUAAGAGCUUGAUUCAACAACAUGGAGGAGAUAAACAAGAAGCACUUCCAUACUCCUCCAGUAAUCGUCAGAACCAGCAGCCAUUAACAAACUUUGAGACAGUACACAAUUUUAGAGCAAAGGGGUCAAAACCAAAGAUAAUGAAGCCUUGUAUCUUUUUCAAUAGUUCCAGAGGAUGUCGCAACGGAACUAACUGUACCUUUCAGCAUGAUGCAUCAUUUCAGCAACAACAAGGCAAUCCUGUGUCAGGGAUGCGAAGUUCAAAGAGAAUGAAAAUGGACAACGAGAUCAGCAGUUAAGUGAACUCUGAAUGAACUUCAACUGGUGGUGAUGAUGUUGGUUGCCAUUUGGGGAGGCCUGAAUGCAAGGUUCAUAUCAUACACAUUUGAUGUGGUGAAGUUAGCAUUUUAUUUUGUAAGUGAUUUUGAGCCUAAAUCGAUGCCAGUUUCUGAUCUCAUACAUUUUAUCAUUUUUGAAUGGCGUCUCCUCUUUCUUGGUUAUUCUUCAUGAUUGUAAUUAAGCAUGAGGUUUUGAUGUUGCAACUGAUAGGAGAUACCACCAGCUAGAUGAUGUAUUAAUAAAAAAUAUUCUUUGGUUA